Micromonas commoda is the source of this 1152-nucleotide messenger RNA. RefSeq lists its product with no specific name. The transcript has a single exon. Lineage: Eukaryota; Viridiplantae; Chlorophyta; Mamiellophyceae; Mamiellales; Mamiellaceae. The record is from RefSeq and is a predicted model, not a curated record. Gene Ontology annotation, molecular function: peptidyl-prolyl cis-trans isomerase activity. Gene Ontology annotation, biological process: protein peptidyl-prolyl isomerization. The coding region runs from base 1 to 1152 and encodes 383 amino acids.
AUGACUGCGUUGCUGUCUUUCGGCGCAGUCGACACGGAGCCCGCCAUGGCUGCGUUGAGCAAUCCCAACACUCGCCUGCCUCGCAACGGUGUUGCUGCGCUGCGACGAGCGGUGCCUUCCGUAAACACCGACGCCGGUGAGAUCCAGGGCCGCCUGGAGGAGGCUGCUUACCUCUUGCGCAUCCCGCAGAGAAAACCUUGGGGCACCAUGGGAGACGACGUGAAGUCCUCCCUCGGGAUCGUCCGCGAUCGACGCGCCAAGUUGCUCGAGACGGUCCCGCCGGGUGAAGCAAAAACUACCGCGGAAGCCACGAUCGCCGAACUCGAUCAGCUGCUCACCGAGCUCGGCGACAUUGCCGGCUCUCAGGAUGUGGAGCGAUUUGAUAUUGGGGUUGCCAUGGCGUUGGACGCAACGUCAAGAUUAAGAGUACUUCAGGCGCCGGGCUUGCCUUUCGACGUACCCAAGAGGUACGAUUCCCUGCCCAGGCUCACUGGUCGUGCUACUGUGGACCUCACCGUCAGGAAAAAUGGGCCGGACACGUUUGGAUUUGUCAACGGCGAAGAGACGAAGACGGCGAUGCUGCGUGUAAUCGUGGACGGAUACAAUGCACCACUCACUGCGGGCAACUUCAUCGACAAGGUACACAACGGGCAGUACGAUGGGGUUCGGAUUAAGCGAUCAGAGACGGCGCUAAUCGUCGACCCAAGUCCUGACGAUCGUGAUCAGAACCUGCCGCUCGAGGUCAAGCCGAUAGACGACUAUGAGCCGAGGUACCGCUCACCUUUGAACGUAAUGGGCGCGGAGGAACUCCCGACGCUGCCGCUGUCGGUGAACGGGUCUCUCGCGAUGGCACGCGGCAUAGAGGAUGGUACGAGCAGUGCCACUCAGUUUUUCGUAUAUCAGUUUGAUAAGAGGAGUGCGGGUCUCGGCGGGUUGGCAUUUGAGGAGGGGGAGUUCUCUGUGUUUGGCUACGUCGUUAAAGGGGAGGAGGAAGGUUUCCUUUCACAGCUGACGACGGGUGACACGAUCGUGAGUGCUAAGAUCGUGGAAGGAUACGACAGACUAUUAAAUGCGACAACGAGGUCCGCGCCGCCGGUCUCGGUCGAGGGUCCCACCGGUGCUGAUGCCGUGGUGAAAGCGCCAACCGAGUGA